Molecule: messenger RNA, 1236 nt
Organism: Staurois parvus
Lineage: Eukaryota; Metazoa; Chordata; Amphibia; Anura; Ranidae
Source: the annotation of a GenBank genome assembly
AUGGCAGAAGACAGCAGACGAAUGGAAGAAGAGGAUCGUGGCCCAGGGGCUGCCUUCCAGGUUUUUGUUCUUAUGGAAGACCUGCUGGAAAAAUUGAGGCUACUUAACUAUGAAGAAGAAGUUCUUAAAAAGCAUAAUAUGAGGCCAAUUUCCAGAUUGUAUUUUGCCUUACCUACAAACCCCGGGGAACAGUUCUUCAUGUUUUGCACACUUGCAGCUUGGCUGAUAAACAAAGCUGGACACCGCUUUGAACAGCCACAAGAAUAUGAUGAUCCUAAUGCUACCAUCUCCAAAAUCCUCACUGAGCUACGGUCAUUUGGUGGCAUAGCUGAUUUCCCUCCUUCCAAACUAAAGGCAGGCUAUGGAGAACAAGUGUGUUAUGUGCUUGAUUUUCUGUCAGAAGAAGUUUUAAAACAUACAGGCUUUACCUGGAAAAGGCCUGUAUAUCCUUCAGAGGAGUUAGAUGAAGAAGUUAUAGUGAGGAUGAUGCAGAGUUAACAUUAAAUAAAUUUGAAGAUGAAAUUGUUGAAGAAGAAUCUGACAAUGAUGAAGAGCACUUAGUAGAUUUAAACAUUCUGAAAUCACAAAGUAAUAAAAUGAAUGUUGGAGAAACAUCUAAACCAGAGGAGAUUUUGGAAUCUAAAACGGAUGCAGCAGAGUGGUACCUGGAGGUGGAACGAGUACUUCCACAGCUGAAGGUCACAGUGAGAACUGAUAAUAAGGAUUGGAGGAAUUCAUGUUGAUCAAAUGCACCAACACAAAGGUGGAAUUGAAUCAUCCUUAAAGGAAACAAAGGGUUAUCUGGACAAGCUUCAAAAUGAGGUCAGCAAGACCUUGGAGAAAGUGGCUAGUCGUGAGAAAUAUAUCAACAGCCAGUUGGAUCCCCUGGUUCAGGAGUAUCGAACAGCACAAGCCCAGCUGAGUGAGCUAAAGGAACAAUAUCAGCAAUUAACCACAAAAGUAACAGAGAAGACACGAAUCCUGUCUGAGGUUACUGAAGAGUUAGAAAAAGUUAAGCAGGAAAUUGAAGAAAAAGGAAGUAGUAUCACUGAUGGUGCUCCACUGGUGAAGAUGAAGCAAGGCUUAAACAAGCUAAAGCAAGAGAUUGUACAGAUGGAUAUCAGAAUUGGUGUAGUAGAACAUACUUUGCUUCAGUCCAAACUGAAAGAAAAAUCAAACAUGACCAGAGAUAUGCAUGCCACAAUCAUUCCAGACUCAUCCAUAGGACACUAUUAG